GUGUACCUACUACUACGACAGCAGGAGCAGGCCAGCACAUGCAUGUGCAUCAUAGCGGCAGGCGGUCAUGAUGAUGCAGAUGAUGAUGGUGGUGGUGAUGAGAUUGUGCGUUAGCGUUGGUGGCGCUGCGGGUUAGCUUGGGGCUACCCCGCAAUAUGUGGUGCAUGGUUUUGGGGGGAUCGACGGGAUGGAUUGGGUUGCGAUGUGGAGAUUGGGAUGCGCAGGUGGGUAGGUGGACUAUUGGGGGCUUUGGGUUGCUGGGGGGAAUGGGUGUAUUGAGAGGGAAUUGGAGAUGGGAUGUAUUGUGUUGUUUUGGUUUGGUUUGGGGGCUGGUACGAUGUGAAACAUUUGCGCCAUGGGUAUGGAAAUGUCAGUCGCAAAAGUCACAAAUUGGCAGAGUUCAAAGCACAUUGAAGAUGAUGAGUUAAACAUGUUUAUUAAAACGUCGAGAAAUCCAUUACACUCGUAAUUCAGAGGUGAUAUAUACAAUGGGGUCGCAAUCGCGAAAGCCGCUGAAAAAG
Dothidotthia symphoricarpi CBS 119687 is the source of this 521-nucleotide messenger RNA. RefSeq lists its product as uncharacterized. Lineage: Eukaryota; Fungi; Ascomycota; Dothideomycetes; Pleosporales; Dothidotthiaceae. The transcript has a single exon. The coding region runs from base 156 to 428 and encodes 90 amino acids. The record is from RefSeq and is a predicted model, not a curated record.